Messenger RNA from Astrephomene gubernaculifera, 713 nucleotides. Lineage: Eukaryota; Viridiplantae; Chlorophyta; Chlorophyceae; Chlamydomonadales; Astrephomenaceae. The record is from the annotation of a GenBank genome assembly.
CAGGGGGCGGCGGCCCAGGGGGAGGUGCGGCGCUGCCGCCGCCGCCUUGGUCGCUGGAGGAGUGGCACGUGAAGGGACUGGAGGAGGAGGACGAGGGAGACCCCCUUGAGGCGCUAGCGCAGGCGGAGGCGGGUGACGGCGGAGACGAUGGGCGCGACGUUGGCGGAGGCGCGUGCGGCGUCCUCGGAACAGCAGUUUGGGAGGGCGGCGAGGAGGAGGGCGAGGGUGAGGAGGGAGGCGGCGAGGUGGCGCAGGUGACUCCGCCUCCAAUGGAUACCGUACCGCGUCUCCACCAGCCACCGCCGGCCGAUACAGGGCUGCCACUUGACGCAGCAACUGCUGCCGCUGCUGCCGCCCUCACGGCUGCCGCCGCCCCCCAGGGCACUACCGAUACCACCGGGGCAGCUGGGACCUACACGUCCAGUGAAGCCGAUCACCCCAUCACAGGUGCCGCUUCUGUCCCUCAACCUACCACCUGCAAUGAGCGGCAACCCCACAUCACCCCGCAUCACCUCCCGCAGCCACCUCCGCAGCCCCCAGACGAGGACGCGGCCCGUGUACGGCAGCAGCAGCAGCAGCGGUUGCGGUCGUACUGGCUGCGGCCUGUCGUACAGUGGGAUCCGUACGAGCGGCUGCUGCUGGCGGGUGCGCUGGUGGUGUGGGGGCUGCGGGGGGCGGUGCGGCGGGAGCUGGGCUACACGUGCAGUGCGGGG